AUGAAAUAUAUAUUAUUAGGAUUAUUGUCAUUAGUUUUAUUUUUCACAGUGGCCAAUGCCAAGUGUGAAUUCUAUCCAUGUCCACCAGCACCAACCGAGGUUUUCUGUAAUACACAUGGAGGUAAUUUCUAUCCGAUAAACGAAGUCAUGGGAAGAUGUUGCAAUGAAUGUCUUUGUGAUCCCGCUCAAAACUGUCCAUAUGUCAACUACGAUCAAUGUUGGCUCACUGGUGGUGUCUUUGUAAAAGUCAAUUACACUGCUGGAAUCUGUUGUGAGUAUUGUGAUUACUCAAAGCUCUGUGAAAAUGUCAGAUGUGCUGCAGUUGAUCCAACCGAGUGUAAAAUUGAAGGUGGUAUCUAUCACCCAGCUGAUCCAGUUAAUGGUUUCUGUUGUCCAACUUGUUACAAAAAGGAUCCAUGUAAAGGAGUGAUUUGUAAUGUAGUUGAUCCAGAUAAAUGUAAAGCCAAUGGUGGUGUUUUCAUUCCAAGUGAUCCAUUGAAUGGUAAUUGUUGUGAUGUUUGUAAUUACACCAUUCCAAAUCCAUGCAAAGGUGUUCUCUGUGAUUUUUUUGAUCCAACAAAAUGUAGAUUGAAUGGAGGAAUUUACUACCCAGCUGAUCCUGCAAAUGGUCGUUGUUGUGCCGAUUGUAAAUAUCCAUGCAAAGGUGAAGAAUGUCCAUUCGUCGAUGAAUACAAAUGUUUAAUGGAAGGUGGUGUUUACGAACCAGCCACACCUCCAGAAGUAUGUUGUGCCAACUGUAACUUUACCAAUCCAUGUCAAACCAACAUCACGUGUCCACCAGUCGAUCCAAACAAAUGUAAGGAACAACAAGGUACUUACACUUUACCAGAUCCAGCAAAUGGAGUGUGUUGUGCAAACUGUACUUUCCCAUGCAAAGAUAUUAAAUGUCCACCAGUUGAUGCUGAUAAAUGUAAAGCAAAUGGAGGUCAAUAUGUUCCAGCUGAUGUUUUCAAUGGUAUCUGUUGUCCAAAGUGUAACUACACUGAUCCAUGCAGAGGUGUUGAAUGUCCAUACGUUGAUGAAGUUAAAUGCAGAUAUGAAGGUGGUGUUUAUAUUGGUGCCGAUCCAUUAAAUGGAAGAUGCUGUGCCCGUUGUCCAUGCAAAGGUGUUGAAUGUCCAACCAUUGACCAAGCAUAUUUAGAUAAAUGUAAGGCAAAAGGAGGUGUAUUCACACCUGCUGAUCCAAUUAAUGGUGUAUGUUGUGGUAAUUGUACUCUACCAUGCGAAGGCGUUCAAUGUCCAAAUGUUGAUCCUGAAAAGUGUAAACUCUCAGGAGGUGUAUACACUCCAGCUGAUCCAGCAAAUGGAAAAUGUUGUGCCAACUGUACUUACAAUCCAAACCCUUGCACAGAUGUGAUUUGCCCAUUCGUUGAUGCUAAAAAGUGUAUUGCUAAUGGUGGUACUUUCAUUCCAAGUGAUCCAGCAAAUGGACGUUGUUGUGAUAGAUGUUGGAAUCCAUGUGAUCAAGUACUUUGCCCAAUCGUUGUUUCUGAAGAAAAAUGUAAAGCAAACAAUGGUACAUACACACCUGCCAACCCAGCUGCUGGUAUCUGUUGCCCAAGCUGUGUCCUCCCACCCAAUCCAUGUGAACAUAUCGUUUGUCCAGUCGUAAGUCCAAAGAAAUGUAUUAUUUCUGGUGGUCAAUAUAUUCCAGCAAAUCCAAGUAUUGGUAGAUGUUGUGCUUCAUGUAACUACACCAUCUCUGAUCCAUGUUUCGGAGUAUUGUGUCCAAUCGUUGUAACCGAAGAAAAAUGUAAAGCAAAUGGUGGUACCUACACACCAGCUGAUCCAGCUAAUGGAAUUUGUUGUGCAUCUUGCAAAUUAAAUCCAAAUCCUUGUGUAGGAAUCGUGUGUCCACCAGUUAGUCAAAAGAAAUGUAUGUUAACUGGAGGUAUCUAUCAACCAGCCGACCCAUUGAAUGGUAAAUGUUGUGCCAAAUGUUUGUAUCCAAUUGAUCCAUGUGCAUUCAUUCCUUGCCCACUAGUCAAUCCACUUAAAUGUAUUUUCCAUGGUGGUAUCUUUGUUCCAAAGGACCCAGCAAAUGGUAUUUGUUGUGAUUCAUGUAAGAUGCCUUGCGAUGGAGUAGUUUGCCCAAUUGUAAGUCCAAAGAAAUGUAUUUUCACUGGUGGAAUUUAUCACGCUGCAGAUCCAGCAAAUGGUCUUUGUUGCCCAUGGUGUGAGUAUAAAUUGGAUCCAUGUUUUGGUGUAGUUUGCCCGUUCGUUGAUCAAAAGAAAUGUAUUGCAAAUGGUGGUGUAUUUGUUCCAGCUGAUCCUGCAAAUGGACGUUGCUGUGAUACUUGUAAGAAACCAAUUGACCCAUGUGAUGGAAUUCUUUGCCCUAUAGUCUUACCAGAGGAUAAUUGUAAAGCAAAUGGAGGUACUUAUACACCAGCUAACCCAGCAGCUGGUAUCUGUUGUGCCAACUGUACAUUGCCAUGCCAAGGUAUUCAAUGCCCACCAGUAGACGGUCAUAAGUGUAUUGCCAACGGUGGUACUUACAUCCAAGCUAACCCAGCUGCCGGUGUAUGUUGUGAUUCAUGUCAGAUGCCAUGUGAUGGAGUAGUUUGCCCACCAGUAGACGCAGAUAAAUGUAAAGCCAAUGGUGGUACUUUCGUUCCAGCUAACCCACAAGCUGGUGUCUGCUGUGAUCACUGUAAGUUGCCUUGCGAAAGUGUGCCAUGUCCACCAGUUCUUUCUGCUGACGAAUGUAAGAUCCAAGGAGGAUAUUACACACCAGCUAACCCACAAGCAGGUAUCUGUUGUCCAAGCUGCAAGUUGCCAUGUGAAGGUAUCCAUUGCCCGACUAUAGAUGCUCACAAGUGUAUUGCCAAUGGUGGUACUUUCGUUCCAGCUAACCCAGGUGCUGGUAUUUGUUGUGAUUCAUGUAAGAUGCCAUGUGAUGGUGUUGCAUGUCCACCAGUUCUCUCUCAAGACCAAUGUAAGAUCCAAGGUGGUAUCUAUACACCAGCUAACCCAGCAGCUGGUAUUUGUUGCCCCAACUGUACAUUGCCAUGCCAAGGAAUUCAAUGCCCACCAGUAGACGGUCAUAAGUGUAUUGCCAAUGGAGGUACUUACAUCCCAGCUAACCCAGCGGCUGGUAUCUGUUGUGAUUCAUGUAAGAUGCCAUGUGAUGGUGUUGCAUGUCCACCAGUUCCCUCUGCAGAUGAAUCUAACCCAGCAUUAGGUAUCUGUUGCCCAUCAUGUAACAUAACAACUGUUAAUCCAUGUGUUGAUGUUGCAUGUCCACCAGUUCUCUCUCAAGAUCAAUGUAAGAUCCAAGGUGGUAUCUAUACACCAGCUAACCCAGCAGCUGGUAUCUGUUGCCCCAACUGUACAUUGCCAUGCCAAGGUAUUCAAUGCCCACCAGUAGACGGUCAUAAGUGUAUUGCCAAUGGUGGUACUUACAUCCCAGCUAACCCAGCGGCUGGUAUCUGUUGUGAUUCAUGUAAGAUGCCAUGUGAUGGUGUUGCAUGUCCACCAGUUCCCUCUGCAGAUGAAUGUAAGAUCCAAGGUGGUGUCUAUACACCAGCUAACCCAGCAUUAGGUAUCUGUUGCCCAUCAUGUAACAUAACAACUGUUAAUCCAUGUGCAGACGUUGCAUGUCCACCAGUUCUCUCUCAAGAUCAAUGUAUGAUUCAAGGUGGUGUUUAUACACUAGCCAAUCCAGCAGCAGGUGUCUGUUGCCCAAGCUGUAAACUUCCAUGCGACUCCGUUCAAUGUCCAUACGUAGAUGCCGAUAAAUCUAACCCAGCAGCUGGUAUCUGUUGUCCAUCAUGUAACUACACCAGCAAUCCUUGCCAAGGCGUAGAAUGUCCAUUCGUUGAUCCAGAAAAGUGUCAUGCUGAGAAUGGAGUGUACGUUAAUGCUGAUCCAGCAAAUGGACUGUGUUGCCCAUACUGUCGUAGAAACGAUUCAUGUUGUUACGAAAUCCAAUGUCCAUACAUUGACUUCAAGUUGUGUCAAGAAUCCGGUGGUAUCUUUGUACCAAAUGACAUCUAUGAACACCGUUGUUGUGAUACUUGUUACAACCCAUGCAAAUAUGUCAAAUGUCUCUAUGUCACACCAGAGAGUUGCAAGAAACAAGGAUUAGUAUACUCACCAGCCAACUCACCAUUAAAGUGUUGUCCAACCUGUGAAAAACCAGAUAUCGCUACUCCAACCACUAAAGUUCCAAUUGCCUAA
This is a messenger RNA of Heterostelium album PN500, 4203 nucleotides long. Its product is annotated as notch-like protein. The transcript has 7 exons. Lineage: Eukaryota; Evosea; Eumycetozoa; Acytosteliales; Acytosteliaceae. The record is from RefSeq and is a predicted model, not a curated record. The coding region runs from base 1 to 4203 and encodes 1400 amino acids.